Molecule: messenger RNA, 921 nt
Organism: Danio aesculapii
Lineage: Eukaryota; Metazoa; Chordata; Actinopteri; Cypriniformes; Danionidae
Gene: ubxn10
Product: UBX domain protein 10
Exons: 2
Coding region: 156-815 (219 amino acids)
Molecular function (GO): protein binding
Source: RefSeq, a predicted model, not a curated record
GUAGCUUGUUGUUGACUCAUUAAGCACUUCCGCUUAGGAAGCGUCGCUAAGGAGACACAAGCGCGUCUUCAACACUGGCGACUGAGGUGAAAAUGCCUCACUUUCCCUCUUCAACGACGACUGAAAAAAGCAGAAUAACAUAACAUAAGUAUUCAAUGUCCUCUGGAGAAAGGAUGCACGUGACCAGGCCCAAGUCUUCAAAAGGACGUAGCAGACCCAUGAUAGCUCACUCUUCAAUGAUCUACACACCUUCCCAGCCCUCGGCUCUUUCCCCACAACCUCCAGCCGCCAAGACCAAAGACAAGUCAAACCAAAGCCUCCGAUCCCGAGCCAUUCUAAGGCGCAGCAGUCAACCAACAACAGAUAUACUGACUGAAGCCUACGAUAGACCCCUGGAAGAGCCAGUCUCCCUCAACAGAUACAGAGUUCUGCCAUCCAUUGAGAAGAAAACUGGUACAGGCCACCGGAAGUUCAGUCAAUGUGACAGCAGUCAUAGGAAAUGUCAGCACACAAAUGCCAGACUGGAUGUGGUUUCGGAUUCAACUCCUCCUGAAGAAUCAGACCUGCUGCUUGCUAUCAGAACUCCACGCGGACACAGAUUUAAGUGCAGUUUUCGGCCAUCAGACCAGCUGAAGGGGGUGGUAUCAGCUGCCGAGGCUGAAUUCGGAGAAAGGUUUGAUAAUUGUAUAAUUGAGACCAUGGAUGUGCCGCGCAGGACUUUUACUAACCUUACGAUGACCUUGGCUCAGUGUGGCGUGCUAAACAAAUCAGUUUUAUGCAUUUCCCAUGACGACAGCGAAAUAGAUUUAACUUGAAACGUGAUUGUAGUGUAGCUUUUUAUGGAGACGCAACACUCAAAUUGUUUAGAUUUAAGCACAUACAUUUAAAUACAACGGUUUUAGAUUUGCAUUUCAAAUUAUG